CUCACACUGACACUGAGAGCAAGAGGAAGAGGAGAGAAACCGAGAGCAUCCCUACUUACUCUCCAGUGUAUACUUGUUGCUAUUUACCUCACACAGGAGUGGUCAGAUCAGUCUGGACAUGGUGAUGUCUGAAUGAAAAGUAGUGUAUUUUCCGACAUGUCGCUACGUGGCUCAUGAUGCCUCCAUCAGCUCCCAGCAGAGAGUCGGAUAUCUGGACGGAGAACACAAGUUUGAAUCUCGAGAUUACUCCUGAAAUGUUGCUGCUGUCCGUUCAUGGGACGAACCGGGAUAUACGGGAGACAGGAAGCAACAAGGAGGGACCCUGAUGUGGUCAUCUCCAGGAUCAUGUCUUCUUAAUCCACCAGACUGUGUCUUUCAGUCUUUUCAGGUGACCGAGUGACUUGAAAGUGAAGAUGAUCAAAUCUGGAUCUUACUCGGCCUCCUCGGAGCCGCCGGACAAUAUGGACAUCAUCCGCAGCAAGACGCACACCCGCCGGGUGAGACUCAACGUCGGCGGCCUCCUCCACGAGGUCCUAUGGAGGACUCUGGACCGGCUGCCCCGCACCAGGCUGGGCAAGCUGAGAGACUGCAACACCCACGAGUCCAUCAUGGAGAUAUGCGACGACUACAGCCUGGACAGCAACGAGUACUUCUUCGACAGACACCCCGGCGCCUUCACCUCCAUCCUCAACUUCUACCGUACCGGGAAGCUGCACAUGAUGGAGGAGAUGUGUGCCCUGUCCUUCAGCCAAGAGCUGGACUUCUGGGGCAUAGACGAGAUCUACCUUGAAUCCUGCUGCCAGGCAAGGUACCACCAGAAGAAGGAGCAGAUGAAUGAGGAGCUGAAAAGGGAGGCCGAGAACAUGAGGGAGAGGGAAGGAGAGGAGUUUACCACCACGUGUUGUUCCGAGAAGAGGAGGAAACUGUGGGACCUCCUGGAGAAGCCAAGCUCCUCAUUUGCUGCUAAGAUCCUGGCCAUCAUCUCCAUCCUCUUCAUCGUACUAUCUACCAUUGCCUUGUCUCUGAACACCCUUCCAGAGUUGCAGGACACAGAUGAGUUUGGCCAAACCACAGACAACCCACAACUGGCCCAUGUGGAAGCUGUAUGCAUUGCCUGGUUUACCAUGGAGUACCUGCUACGCUUCCUAUCCUCCCCCAGCAAAUGGAAGUUCUUUAAGGGUCCUCUAAACAUAAUUGACCUGCUGGCCAUCCUGCCCUACUAUGUCACCAUCUUCUUGACAGAGUCAAACAAGAGUGUGCUGCAGUUUCAGAACGUGCGACGCGUGGUCCAGAUCUUCCGGAUCAUGCGAAUAUUGCGUAUUCUGAAGCUGGCUCGUCACUCCACUGGUCUUCAGUCUCUGGGAUUCACUCUUAGGAGGAGUUACAAUGAACUAGGGCUGCUGAUCCUUUUUUUGGCCAUGGGCAUCAUGAUAUUUUCCAGUCUUGUGUUCUUUGCAGAAAAGGAUGAAGAGGACACCAAGUUCAAAAGCAUCCCAGCUUCCUUUUGGUGGGCUACCAUUACCAUGACCACAGUAGGCUAUGGAGAUAUUUACCCAAAAACUCUUCUGGGAAAGAUAGUUGGAGGGUUGUGCUGCAUUGCUGGGGUACUGGUGAUAGCCCUGCCAAUCCCCAUCAUUGUCAAUAACUUCUCUGAGUUCUACAAAGAGCAAAAGAGGCAAGAGAAAGCCAUCAAGAGAAGGGAGGCUCUGGAGAGGGCCAAAAGGAAUGGUAGCAUUGUCUCUAUGAACAUUAAAGACGUGAUUGGUCACAACAUAGAGCUCAUGGAUGUAAUGGUGGAAAAUAGAAAUGAAAAGACAGACAAGGAACAAGAUAACCAUGUGUCUCCUGUUCCGUCCAAAGGGUCAUCCAAACCCAAAUCCUACAUGAGCCAGAGUAGUCCAAUCAAGACCCUCGAACCAAGCAACCAAGAGGAGGCCAAGCCUUCAAGCAACCCACAGCAUCUCAGUGCCCAGAAACUGGAGGAGACGUACAACAAGAUGGCCAAGGCCCAACCACAAUCCAACCUCGACAGCAAGGAAAAAGGGUCGCUGUCCAAAGCAGGGAGGCAGAAAGCUGAAUUUGAGAUGGGAAGCAUCGCUGCUGAGGCUAUUUCCAGCCCGUCAGAGGGCAUUUCAGACAUGAGGAGUAUGUCUAGCAUUGACAGCUUCAUUAGCUGUGCCACAGACUUUCCUGAGAGUUCUCGUUUCUCCCUCAGCCCGGUCAGCGACAUAUUUGGAAAAGUAAGCACCAACCCCAGCCUGGAACCCACCUUGGAGAAUGAGCAUGAAGGAUCCCAGGGCAACAGUACACCCCUGACAGGACACAGUACCAAGUCCAGCCCAUACCCUGAAAGCCCUCGGGGUCUGCGCUUCAAAAACCAACUUAAAAGCCGCUCACUCAAAGUCAACUUCAGAGCAAGGGAAGACUCGGGGACAGGGGUGCUUUCAGACAGCUCAUCAGUCCAGAGCCCUGAGGCAUCCAUCUACACAACUGCCAGCAGCAGGACACCAAGUAAGAGCCCAGAGAAUUUACCGCCAAGCAUCUUCACAUUCCACGACUCAUCCAUCAAUAAAUUCAUUGAUGCUGACACGGAUGAGGAGGAGCACCUGCAUGAUGGUGCAGGUCCCUACCUGUCUCAAAGACUCUUGGAAAAAGCCAGUCCCAAGUGUGGCCAUCACUCAGGCUUCCAGCAAGGGUCCAACCACACAGAGGGCCUCCAGAGGAAGCUUGGGAACAGCACACUACCAGCACAAGGGCAGGAAAACCAUGUGGCUCAGGAACUACUGCCACUUCAGGGAGAGCAGAGUCAUUAUUAAGCUUAAGGACAUAAAGAGAAAGACUUUUAAGUAAUGUACAGGAGAGGAGAAAACAGUAAGGGAAACAAA
Molecule: messenger RNA, 2885 nt
Organism: Notolabrus celidotus (New Zealand spotty)
Lineage: Eukaryota; Metazoa; Chordata; Actinopteri; Labriformes; Labridae
Product: potassium voltage-gated channel subfamily B member 1-like
Exons: 3
Coding region: 414-2816 (800 amino acids)
Biological process (GO): protein homooligomerization; potassium ion transmembrane transport
Cellular component (GO): membrane; voltage-gated potassium channel complex
Molecular function (GO): protein binding; delayed rectifier potassium channel activity
Source: RefSeq, a predicted model, not a curated record